Cinclus cinclus is the source of this 1518-nucleotide messenger RNA. It is a transcript of the gene DHRS1, whose product is annotated as dehydrogenase/reductase 1. The transcript has 10 exons. The record is from RefSeq and is a predicted model, not a curated record. The coding region runs from base 28 to 855 and encodes 275 amino acids. NCBI's taxonomy places the organism in Eukaryota, Metazoa, Chordata, Aves, Passeriformes, Cinclidae. Gene Ontology annotation, molecular function: carbonyl reductase (NADPH) activity.
UCCCUCCCAGUUCCCUCCCAGUUCACCAUGUGGCGCGGGGCCCCCUCUCGGUUCCGGGCGGUUUUUGGGGGGUCCCCGAUGAGCUCGGGGGGAUCCCCGAGAUCCCUGGAGGGAAAAGUGGCGCUGGUGACAGCGGGGACAGACGGGAUCGGGCUGGCCGUGGCCGAGGCUCUGGGCGUGGCCGGGGCUCAGGUGUUCCUCAGCUCCCGCAAGCAGCAGAACGUGGAGAGAGCCGUGACUCACCUGAGGGGGAGGGGCCUGCAGGUGAGCGGUGUCACCUGUCACGUGGGACGUGCCGAGGAUCGGGAAAGGAUGGUGCAGGCGGCCCUGGACACGUUCGGAGCCAUCGACAUCCUGGUGUCCAACGCCGCCGUCAAUCCUCACCUGGGCCCCACCCUGGAGGCUGACGAGGGCACCUGGGACAAGGUGUUCCAGGUGAACGUGACGGCGGCGGCCAUGUUGGUUCGGCUGGUGGUGCCGCACAUGGAGAAACGGGGGGGCGGGGCCAUCGUGCUGAUGUCAUCGAUCGCUGGGUACCGACCAAUGGCGGGGCUGGGCCCGUACAGCGUCAGUAAAUCCGCCCUGCUGGGUCUCGUGGCCGCGCUGAGCCCGGAGCUGCUCCCGAGGGGGAUCCGAAUCAACGGAGUCGCCCCGGGAUUGAUCCGGACCCGCUUCAGCCAGGCCCUCUGGAAGGACGAGGCCAUGCGGGAACAGGCACUGGGAGCACUGGGAGCGCAGAGGCUGGGCACCCCCCCGGAGGUGGCUCAGGCCGUUCUGUUCCUGGUGGCCCCUCAGGGCUCUUUGGUAGCCGGGCAAACGCUGCUGGUGGCCGGGGGGGCCCUGGCGCGCCUCUGACCUGGCGGUAAUUACGCGCUAAUGAGAGAAGCAAUGGAGGACUUCCUGCUGCUGUGGCCACGCCCACUUCGUUAAUUAUGGUAAUUAGCGCUAAUCAGAGUCUCAAGUCAGAUUUGGAAUCAGCUCUGGCCACGCCCACCUCGUUAAUUAUGCAAAUUAGCGCUAAUCAGAGUCGGAAUGGAGGAUUUCCUGCCGCUGUGACCACGCCCACCUCGUUAAUUUAUGCUAAUUAACGCUAAUGAGGUUCUGAAGGAAAGAGACUGAAAAUAAAGCAGGAGGUUCUGGUCUGGCCACGCCCACCUCGUUAAUUAUGCUAAUUAGCACUAAUGAGAGUCACAUGUAAGGAGUGGGUGGGGCUCUGGCCACGCCCACCUCGUUAAUUAUGGUAAUUAGCGCUAAUUAUGCUAAUUAGGUUCCUGGGUGUGGAGUGGGCGGGGCUCUGGCCACGCCCACCUCGUUAAUUAUGCUAAUUAGCACUGAGAGUCACAUGUAAUGAGUGGGUGGUGUUCUGGCCACGCCCACCUCGUUAAUUAUGCUAAUUAACGCUAAUGAGAGUCACAGUGAAGAACUUCCUGCUCCACCGGACACGCCCAGUCUCAUUCCGUAUGCAAAUUUAUGCAAAUGAGGCGGAAAUAAAUUUAUUCGUUAAAAUGUGUUAACGAU